AUGUCCUAUUCCGCUAUUUCUCAGACGGCUUCCUACCGUAGAAGGAGCGGCAUCGCUUCUUCUAUUUCCUCCGAUGCCUCCUAUCUACCGCCUGAACCGCAACUCCUGGACUUUGAAGCCCCUCCUCUCGCUCUCGACCCUGGAUCUCAAUCCGCGCGGAUGGAGCAUUUGCCAACCGAUCGUGCGAUGUCCAUGGUCAAAUCUAGCGUUCGUUCGGGCACGUCUUAUGAAAUGGUCGGCGAUAGCUCGGAUGAGGAGGGUGAUUUCGGGAGCGGAAGGGAGGCCCGGGGGAACGAUGCUGCGGGGGGUGACGGGAUAACCGAUGGCAGGAGAGAGCGUGCAGAUAUGAAUACGAGGGUAGACGAAGCUUUUAGUGGAAUGGGCAGAGCGGGAAACGUUGGCUCCGGAGUUCACGUGUCGGAUUCCCCUCAUUCGAGGUCUGAUUCGGCACCGCAAGGGGCCAAUCCCUCGGUCAGCCACGGUGACCAUUGGACGGAAUUGGAGAUCGCGGAACAUGAUUUGAGGCUCGAGUUGAAUUUGGAUGGCCGUGCGGAUAUUAAUUCUCAACAAAGGGGGGAUGUCUCAGACCCCCGGACAGCCAGGGAUGCCCACCGCCCCUACCAACACCAUAUCCCAAGGGGAAGCCGUUCCUCCCAUCAAUUGCCCCCUCUACCGGUUUCCACAGGUAUUUUGGAUCCCGACGAUCAAGCCUUUGGCCUCACCACGUCGCCGGAAGACGUUCACCCAGCCUUUCGGCACUCACAGUCGUACCCCGAGCUUCCACCCCCCACGGUAGCCGACCGCGUGAGCGAGCAGCAGGAGCACAGACCCGCGACAUCUGCAACUAAUAUUGGGGACUUAUUCGAGGAUUUUGACGGAGUACAUUUCAAUUUGGAUCACCCAAGUAAUCAGUUUUCGGUAGCACCUCCACCACCACCCCCCCACCGGCACAGACAACGUCAGAGCCAACACUCGAUUCACCCAACCUCAUCACACUCACCCUCCGGUUCUCAAGGUUCAUCGAACCUGGUAUUCUAUCCCGCUCCGGUUCCUGCAAUGCUGAAUCUUCCCCCCACGCUAUCUAAACCUAAACAGACCGCGAAUAAUAGACACUCCCGUCAUAUCCCUGACAAUGUCGACCUCACCAAUAACCGUCGUUCGGUGGUUUAUCCCACAGCAGGAGCAUCAGGUCCCGCUCCGGACAAAGAUGCUCACCGUCGCUCGGUCGCCACCCUGGAUCAAGUUGCCAAUCGCCGUUCAAUAGCUAAUCUCCCACCGGCCUUGAGAGCUUCCCAAUUCUUCGAUACCCAAGCAAUACCUCAGAUUGAAGUAAAGGAGGAUUCCGCAGUUGCUACGCUUGAUAGUAUUCUCGAUGCCUCUGCAAAGGCUCCCCCAGCCGCAUUCACCGAUCACCCGAUUACCGGUGGGGCCGUGCCGUUCGGGCCUAAUAAGAAUAGGUCUUCAAUGCAUCUUAGCGCUGGACCAAAUAACAAUUACCGUAAUAGUGUGGCUAUAACGGUUAAACUGCAUCCUGGAGAGAGCCCUAGGUCUUCUAUGGAGGACGAAACUCACGAAGACGCUCGGAGUCAUCUUAACCCCGAAACUGGCGAAUAUUACGACUCCGGUGAUCCACGUCGGUACUCCGGGAUCUCGGAGGACUUUGUACCGCACCCCGAUCCAGAUCUCGGCAGUGGUCUACCCACAACCCUACUCGCCGAGCUCGAAUCUCGCAAAGCUCAACAGCGGCUUCGAAAUCGAACGGCAGCUAGUGCCUUUCCGGGCGGUAUUCGCAGCACCCUUCUUCAGCUCGACGCCGUGGCGCAAGUACAGAAGGAGGCGAGAUCAAAGAAAAAGACACAUUUGGCAUGGGAGGACCCUGGUGAUGCAGAUGAGGAGGAUGACCAAGAUGCUGAUGUCCCUCUUGGAUUGCUCUAUUCGGUGGCACCCGGUGCACAGAAGCGUCGCGAUGAGGAGGUCCCGCUAGGCCUUCUUAUGAAGAAGGAAAUGGAGGAUGCGGAGCCGCUUAGCAAACGCCGAGAACGUCUCCGAGGACAAAACGGACAAGUAGCGCAGCCCCAGCCGAGAAGAUUCCUUGACGUACCCGGCUUAGGCGGAGGAUCAGAGGCUAGCGCAGCGGACGCAGACGAGGAAGUUGAGGGGGAGACGUUGAAAGAUCGGAUGAAGCGUCUCAAGGAGAGGAAGGAGUUUGGUACAGGUACCCUUGGGAUGGAAUUCGCCAGUCCAAGCGAAGGAAAUGGUUCUACCGCCAAACAAGAACGAGCGCCCCCGGCCGAGGAAGAAACCCUCGCUCAGCGUAGGAGACGCUUAAAGCAACAAGAAGCGACAAAACGCGAGAGUUCGCUCCUACAACAGGAGGUUCGUAAUAGACGGAGCAUGAUGGACCUCCUCCACCGCGCCAACAAUCGCCCGCAAAGCUACUACUCCCAGGCGGGCAGCAACGUGGGAUACUUGCAACCGCAACCGCAUAUGAGUGGGUUGAUGGGCAGCCAGUACAAUAUGCAGAUGGGCCGGGGGGUGCCUAUGCCUAUGCAGAUGCAAGCGCCUAUGCCGAUGAGCAUGGGCGGGACUGGGGAGGUUAUUCUUGAUCCUAAACAGCGGGAAGUGGUGGAGAGGUGGAGGGCCAGUGUUAUGUAAAUUGCGUUCAUUAUCUUUCACCGUUCUUGUUAAUUGGUUCCUUUUUCCUACCUCUAUUUUUUAUAUCAAUUAUUGCUUGGGUGCCAAUGGGUACACCUUUACCUUAGCUUUUGCCCCCUUUUCUCUCUCUCCCCCGCCUGGCAUAACCGGCAAGUUCUUCCAUUGCGGCCGGUCCUUCUUUAGGUGCGGUGCAUAGCGCGGGUGCAGUUUCUUAUGUAAAUUCAUCAAUUACUAUCACUGGAUCAAGUGAAAUGCAUGAAAAUCAUGGGUUCCUCUCAUGAAGGGGACAGG
Molecule: messenger RNA, 2946 nt
Organism: Tuber aestivum (summer truffle)
Lineage: Eukaryota; Fungi; Ascomycota; Pezizomycetes; Pezizales; Tuberaceae
Source: the annotation of a GenBank genome assembly